AUGCAUAUGAAAGGACUGACGUUAUCGGCCAUUCUCGAGCAAGGCACCACACGGCGCCGCAAAUCACCGCCGAAGGAAGAGUGUCCCAAGAAGCAAAAACGUGACUCCUGGCGCAAGAUUGCAGCAAUUUUGAACAAAUGUGAAUCCAAACGGACACACGAAGAGAUCCGGUUGCUGGAGAAAGAGCCAGAGGUGGUGAAGCAAGUCCUGGCACGGCGGAAGCGCAACGUAGAGUACAAGGAACGUGUGCUGGAGACAGAAGAUGAGCCGGAGGUAAUCGAACGCAAAGCGCUGAAGCUGGCGCAAGCCAUAGCGAAGGCAAACCACCUGAUCGUGUACACUGGCGCCGGCAUCAGUACCUCCGCCAAGAUACCGGACUACCGUGGAAGCCAAGGAAUAUGGACGUUGCUGGAGCAAGGGAAAGACAUUGGCGAGUACGAUCUUUCCCUUGCCGAUCCCACCUUCACGCACAUGGCUCUGUUCGAGCUUCACCAGCGCGGGAUGCUGAAGCACGUGUUGUCGCAAAACUGUGACGGAUUGCACCUGCGUUCCGGACUGUCGCGCUUUUCGCUCUCCGAAGUGCACGGCAACAUGUACGUGGAGGUGUGCAAGCAAUGCAAACCGAACGUCGAGUACUGGCGCCUGUUCGACACGACCCAAUUCACCGCACGGCACUAUCACAAGACGAACCGACGAUGCCGGCGGUGCGGAGGCCCCCUCAUCGACACGAUCGUACACUUUGGCGAGCGAGGCCAACUCAAGUGGCCGCUCAACUGGGCCGGCAUUACACCCCAUACCGAGAAGACUGAUUUGAUCCUCUGCAUUGGCUCGAGCCUGAAGGUGCUCCGCAAGUACACGUGGCUGUGGGCCACGGAUCGCCCGAUCAAGAAACGACCGAAAAUCUUUAUCGUCAAUCUGCAGUGGACUCCGAAAGAUAAGGUCUCGACUCUCAAAAUCAACGGACGGUGCGAUGAGGUCAUGAAACUUGUCAUGAAACACCUGUGCAUCGAGGUGCCGACCUACAAUCGGCUCAAGGAUCCGAUCUUUGCCCACGCGACGUUGUUGCUGGCCGAGGAGCAGCACACGGCGUCACAACCGGCACUGAAGAAAAGCACUGCCAAAGAGGAAACUUCGGCGUCGAACGGAGAACCCUCAUCGACAAAUAGCGAUAUUGUUAAAAAAGAAUCAGUUCCCGAUCAGUCUGAGAUUAAAAUCGAACCCACGUUCGCUGCGACGACGUCCUGCGUCUCUCCCCAGCAGGUGUAUCUAAACAAUCUUUUACUGGCGCAGCAGCAGCAGCUGGCCAGUAGCUACAAUAUGUUGCUCACUUCGGUAAAACGACCAGACGUACGACCCGUUUUGCCUCCCCUAGUUCCCUGUAUGUCUUCAGUGACACCGAUCGUAGUCCCAGGUACAGCACAAGUGAAGACAGAAUCGAGCGACGAACCCGCAGCGGAACACAACACGCCAGAUUCGAAAGCUGUGGUUCCACCGGUGAACAUUAUCAAAAUUGACACCGCUUCGAACCUGUUUGGAAACCUACGGCAUAUGCUCGGUGCGAUCAAUCUUUCCAAUGCCAGCACCUCGGGAAGCAAUGCUGCCGGUGGUUCUCAGUGUGGCACGAUGGUCGAUGAAAACAGCAGCUUCUCGGGAGCACGAUCGCCCGAACCUAUUUUUCCACUGCCGCUGUUACUGCAACCUGGUGUAACGAUUGUACAGAAACCAUCGAACGGUCCGAAUGUGACGGAACAGAAUGGUUCGAACACGCCUUCGCUUCCGCCACGGUGUAACAAAAUACAGUUGAUCGUAAAACCGAUGAUCGUCAGUAACCCUCCCAGUCUGGUACCGUUGCAUCACCACAACGAGUCAAGUAAAUCACAAAGUGAUGAUCAAGUGGUACCGAAAGCAAAAAAGAAGACUUUUAGUGAAGAAACAAAUGACAGCAUUCGGCCGGAUAUGUCGACGAUCGAAGAAGCCAUUGCCUCGGUAGAUGGAACAACUGAAAAAGGAAAGGAACCAUUAACAAACGGAAUAACUAAUAAUGAUUGUAAAACGACCGAUUGGAAUGCCGCUCCGGAUGAAACGAUAAUGGAUUUGGGAAGCGAAGAUUCCUGGCGGGAGCAAGAAUGGCAGCUAGACGAGGAAAGGAUACAAGCAGAAGCUUGUGACGGCGCAAUGAACCAAACCAUCAAGACUGAAGAAGCAAUCCAUUCUGGAAGCAGAUCUCACCCAUCGGCCAUACCCGAUACCGAGCGCAAGAAUGAGUCUGCUGACAAAAAUCAAAAGAUGGUCAAAGUGGUCUUGAGCAAUAGUGCACUGUUCGAGCUGUACGAGGCGGCCCCUAAAUUGCCCGAUCGUUAUCCUCCGGCACUCACCUUGAUCACGCCAAUCAAGUAUCAGCUUCCGGCGCACGUUAUCGCUAAGAUGGCGACAAAGGCUCCGGCCGUUCGCCCUAUGCCACUUGCCGAGACCCAUUCGGGACCGCCAGCAACGGCAGGAUUGCACAGUGAACCGACGAAUAACGAUCCUCCAGUAAACAUUUAUAGUAACGGUUUGAAAGGAGCAGGAUCCCCUCCAGUACACAAUGUCGGUGUGAUGCCAUCCGUUUCCACUGCCUCUUUUAUGCCUGCGAAUGGAACAAUGGCAGCAUUCAUUCUCAAAAACAAUAGCUUCAUCACAACCAAUCCGCUCUAUCCGAAUCUACUGAACUUUCCGCCCGGGAUCGGGGCCAACCUAGUCUUUCUUACGAGUCCAGUCAAACCACCGGCGACAGCGACCGUCGGUGGACCGUCUGCGGCACAGCUUGUAACACCGUCCGCAUCGAACGGGAACGGUGUCGUGAAUGGCCCGGGUGCGGUAAAUACUCCGGUUACGCCGAUUAAAACCUUCCGCGAUGAUUCUGACGAGCAGACGGACGAAGACGACGACCGUCGUGGGCGAAUGCGGCGCUCGAAAAGGCUCGCAACGGCGCGCAUCAACAAACAGCUUGCCUCACCGGAGAAAACCGAUUCCGAUACGGAUUCGAACGAUACGGAUCGUUCGGCUCCGCGCAGGCGAUCGAACCGUCGUUCGAGGGACACGCCCAACGAAAGCGACGAACUGACCGAGUCAAGCUGCACCGGUGGCCGGCGGUCGACAGGACGGACGCGAAGUUUCCGCAUUCGGCGCAAGCCAGAGUUCCUUAACAUUAAGCACCCGGAAAAGAAAAAGAAACGUCCGAAUGAAGACACUCCACCGGACAAGGACGACACGAGCGGUGGUUCGCGAGUGCCGGUUGGAAUGAGUACACCGCCAGCGGUCAGCAGUUUAUCUGGUGUGGCGACGGCAGCCGGAAUGAUCGCCGCCAAUCGGAUAUUCACGAUCGCCUCACCGAUCAGUUACUUGCCGGCGUCGAUAAUCGCCCCGAUCGGAGCGUCUUCGAGUACGGCUAUUUCGCAGCAGGAAAAAUACAAACGCAUUCUGACCUACUGCAAGGCGGCCAUUCAACAGCAACAGCAAACGGUCAGCAGUAACACGGUAGUUCCGUUGCCCCAGUGGUACGACGUCAACUAUGCCUAUUCCGGUCUGCACAGCAUCAUACAUCCGCCGCCACCGAACGUGAAUCUGUGGGGCGGAUUGACACCGGCUAAACAACAACCGCCGACGAUUGAGUGCAAGUUUUGCUUCGAAAACUACUCUCAGUACAGCUGCCAGUUCUAUAUGCCGCAAUCGGCCAAGUUCAGCGUUAAAUCGUUCCGCCGUGGCAAGGUGGUCGUGUGCGAGUGCUGUGACUUCUCGGAUGAUGAGCAUGAAAAGCACAACAUUCAGGCACCAACCAUUCAGGCACCGAGCCCGGAGACAGAUGGAGACAAAAUUCCCAUUCCCUCGACUUCAAAGGUUACUGCCAGCAGUGUGGUCGAAGCACCGGAACGUGCCAAACGACAGUUAGCGCCAUUGAAGGAGCCGAAACCUAUGGAAACAUCCGUUAUAAAACGGCCAAAGUGUGUGCAAGGUGCCUGUGUCGCUGUCACUCGAUCGGUCAACAGUCGGACCACCAGCGGCAUUGGGGUUCCCGUGACUACGCAUAAACCUAAAGUCAAACCCGGUUGGUACGGUAAGGGCUACCGGAAGCACCUUCGUCGUAAGAAGCGCACCAGCCAGGGUUAGGAACCCUUGGGGCCUGACUGUGGAUUAUAUUUAUACUGUGGGUCCUCUUUCGC
This is a messenger RNA of Anopheles bellator, 4199 nucleotides long. RefSeq lists its product as uncharacterized. The transcript is spliced from 6 exons. Bases 1 to 4146 code for a protein of 1381 amino acids. The record is from RefSeq and is a predicted model, not a curated record. Gene Ontology annotation, molecular function: NAD+ binding. NCBI's taxonomy places the organism in Eukaryota, Metazoa, Arthropoda, Insecta, Diptera, Culicidae.